This is a messenger RNA of Cheilinus undulatus (humphead wrasse), 3187 nucleotides long. RefSeq names its product cytoplasmic polyadenylation element binding protein 1b (gene cpeb1b). Gene Ontology annotation, biological process: negative regulation of cytoplasmic translation. Gene Ontology annotation, molecular function: mRNA 3'-UTR binding; ribosome binding; translation factor activity, RNA binding. Gene Ontology annotation, cellular component: cytoplasm; nucleus; neuron projection. The coding region runs from base 134 to 1870 and encodes 578 amino acids. The record is from RefSeq and is a predicted model, not a curated record. Lineage: Eukaryota; Metazoa; Chordata; Actinopteri; Labriformes; Labridae. The transcript has 12 exons.
GCAGCGUCAUUCGUCUAGCACACGUUCACGAAAUUAAGACUAAUUAGCUGGCUAGCAGACUUCAUAAAUAUGACCUUUUAUUGCACGAAGCGGUUAAUAUUGUGACAUUUCUCUCAGGCUGUCAGUCCACAUCAUGGCGUUUUCCUUGAGAAACGACCCCCGCAGGCCGGACAGCCCGGACACCGAGUCUCCGGCCUUGUCCACCUGCAGCAACGCGGACAUCUUCCGCAGGAUGAACACCAUGCUGGGUAAUGCUCUGGAUUUCACUGGUGUGUGCACCACACCUAACAACACCAAGGGAAAGCCAGACCUGCUGUGUGAGUCGGAGCUGGCUGCGGUGGGCAGCAGGAGGAUGCUCUUCCCCAACUGUGGAAGCAUGCCCGGCUCCCAGGAGAUGCCGUCAUCCAGGGGCCCGCCGGGUGUCACAGACCUGGGCCUGGGCCUGCAGUCCCUCCGGUUGUCUGGCUGGGACAGACCCUGGAGUAGCCCGGAUACGGAGUCGCACGCCUCUUCUUCCCAGGUCCAUACCAGCUCACCCUCCAUGCUAGGUAUACUGAACAGUCCUUUCAGUAGCAUCCUGGGGAAGCCCCAAGCCUACCUGCCACCUGAGUCCAUGAGCAUGACGGCUGACUUCUUGGAGAAGUUCCCCAGCAUGGCUCGCAUAGCAAACCGUCUGGACUCCAGCUCCUUCUUGGACUCUCGCUCCAGUAGCCCUGAAGACUCAGAGACCAGUGGAUUCAGCUCUGGUUCGGACCACCUCUGUGAUGUGCUGUCAAAUUUGCGGAUUUCUCCUCCCCUGCCCUACUUGGCGUCAAACAUGCAGAAGGAUCUCCUACGACUUGGCUCUCAUCUGGACCCCCAGGACUCCAGCUCUCCCCUGACCCCACCAUCCAGUGCCAGCCCUGCUUCCUCGGUUAUUUCCCGUCGCUGGCGUACUGGCUCUCCAUGGCCUGGUGCCGACGUGCUCGACCAAUCGGAUGAUGUGUUCAGUAUUGAGCGGGAGGCCCGUCUGCACAGACAGGCUGCAGCUGUGAAUGAGGCCACGUUCACCUGGAGCGGUCAGCUACCACCCAGAAACAACAAAGAUCCUCUGUACUCCUGCAAAGUCUUUCUUGGUGGUGUGCCUUGGGACAUUACUGAAGCCGGCCUGAUCAACACCUUCAGUGGGUACGGCCCGUUGACUGUGGAGUGGCCUGGUAAGGAUGGAAAACACCCUCGCUGUCCUCCGAAAGGUAAUGUGGCCAAAGGCUAUGUUUAUCUGGUGUUUGAGAACGAGAAGUCUGUGCGUGCGCUGCUCCAUGCCUGCUCCCAGGACCCGUUUCACCCUGAGGACAACCGGGAGUACUACUUCAAGAUGUCGAGCCGCCGAAUGAGAUGCAAGGAUGUGCAGGUGAUCCCCUGGGUGAUCUCUGACAGUAACUAUGUGCGCUGUCCUGCUCAGCGUUUGGAUCCCAGUAAGACGGUGUUUGUUGGUGCGCUGCACGGCAUGCUGAACGCUGAGGCGCUUGCCAGCAUCAUGAACGACCUGUUUGGAGGAGUCAUGUACGCUGGCAUCGACACGGACAAACACAAGUAUCCCAUAGGCUCUGGAAGAGUCACUUUUAACAAUCAGCGCAGUUACCUGAAGGCUGUGUGUGCAGCAUUUGUGGAGAUCAAAACCCCCAAGUUUACAAAGAAGGUCCAGAUCGACCCUUACCUUGAAGACUCCAUGUGUCAAGUUUGCCUUCGCCAACCCGGGCCUUUCUUCUGCAGAGACCAGGCCUGCUUCAAGUACUACUGCCGCUCCUGCUGGCACUGGCAGCACUCCAUGGACAUCUUGAGCAACCACCGGCCCCUUAUGCGUAACCAGAAGAGCCGGGACUCCAGCUAGAGCAGACGGACCCGAUCGCUCUGAAGGGCCAAAGGAAGAGCCCCGCAGUACGGGGCGAGGAUGCCUGCCAAGAGGAGAGCACGUGUGCCGGACGUCCUCAGUACGAGGACUCCUAGGCAUCCACCAGGCACUGGGGAUAUCACUGUAGAAAAUGUUCACUUUUUGCACUUGCUACAUUUUUGCUGUUGUUCACAGUGGCACUAUGCACAGUGACCUUGUUGGGAGAAACAAGGGGCCCUUCACACUUAUGCAUUUUCCCAGACUUGUGGCCAGACAGAGAUGGAAGUCAGCCCUAAGGGUAAGAAGUGGAUGAAAAUGCCAUUUCUUUUUUCUUUUUGUUUACAUGUGUUGCAUAGUGAAGAGCAAUCACGCAAGUCUCAUUGCCGUUCAUUGGCAAAUGCCAUACAGUGCCUUUAAAUUUUUAUUUUUGCCCCUACCCCCAGUUGGCGUCCGUUUUUUCCUGUGCAGGCCAACUGGCGUUUCUUACUUUUGGGAGUUGAAUGUUGGGCUUCAUUUAACCAGUCGCAUUUCAGACAUUUUUACGCAGUUUUUUACUAAUUUGUACACAAACGGUUUUAAGUCAUGACAUGAAAAUUUUGAACAGAAUUCUACCAGGCGGCUGUUUAUGGGAAAACCCCCCCUUUUUAUUUUUUUUCUCAUACAUUUUUCUGUGGCGGUUUAUUUUCUUUUUAAUUUUGCCCUCCAGAUUUCAACAGAAUGGGCACAGACGUACUUCUUUAACUUGCUUUAUUGGUCCAGUUAUAUUAAAUGUGUGUAGCAGUAGUACUGGAUAAAUCAACUGGUGGUCCAUUUUUUCUCAAGUAAACCAAUGGAGCCUGUUGAGACUAGAAUAGAGUGAAUGAGCAUCUGAUUGUACAUAGUUUUGAUUUUUGCACUUUUUAAUUUGCACGAUUGGAAAGGUGGCAGUGGUUUUUAAUCACUUUUGUACAUCAGCAGGGGGACACGCCUAUGUUAGAACAGCUGCUUGUUUCCUGUUGAAUGUAAGAACUUCCACUACGCUGAUGAUAAAUUAACCUAUCCAGAGCUUGAGUAGACCCCCAAAACCGAUUUCACGCUUUCUUAUCCCAUUUUGCCUUCCAGUUCCCGUUGAACAUCGAUGCAUAAUAAGCUGUGUGCCAAAGACAAAGUGUCGUUUCUUUAUCCAUUAAGUUUGUCAUGCUGAGCUUGUUGUCCCUUUUUAGCCCAGCUGCUUUUUAGAGUUUUGAAAGUCUACCUCAUUGUGGUCUGCCAAGUUUGCUGCUACUUACAGUUGUGGAGUAUGUUCAGAUUGGGCACAAUAAAGGUGUUUAAGCAUUA